CUCGAAUUCAAAUAAUGGCAGCGCCCUGCAUAAACAGAUUCGCUUUGAUUUUUCGUUCUAUUUCAAGAACAGGUAGCAUUUAAAACAAAGACAACCCCUCUCAGUUAUUCUCACAAUCAUCACUUCAUUAACAUCAUGGAUCACUUAAUGGAUGUGGAGGUUAUGGAGAAGGCUGCCGAUGCAGAGACUGCCCUGAAACAGGUCAAAGAGUGCAUAAAGUUCAAGGACAGCAAGGGACUAAAAACAGUAAUUCUGGAGCACAAACUGAAGGACCAGUCUGUGUUCUGGGAAAUCGCAUCGGAACUGACUGCCAACCUGACAGAAGAAAACUUAGAACAGCAUGAAUAUUUCUUUGAGACUUGCCAGAGGUGCAUGAACUAUGUCAUUGCAAAUGGGAAUCCCAAAGAGCUGCUGUUGGCAGUUUUGGAGCAGGCUGAUUCCUUUAAAGAUGACCAGAAGUUUAAGUGUAUAUUAGAAAACGUGCAGAAGAUUUUGUUGAAGUUGCCAAACAAACGACAUCAUUCAUUGGAUGUCACGUUGGAGACCCUCUCAGCUCAUAUUGAGGCCAUUCCACAGGCUAAGGACCACAAUCUCGAUCAUGAGGAGAGAAAAUUGCUAGAAAUGGACCCUUCGGUAAUGCGGGCAACCGAUGUUGUUUUGUGCUACCUGGAAUUCCUUAGUCCUUUUGUGGAAGAAGUAUCUAUGAGAAAUCCAAAAGUAACUUUCUCUAAGUCUACUCCACAAGUUCAACUCCUGGUCAAGUACUUGAUGAAGCUUCUGUCUCAUCCACUGUAUCAUCUAGAUAUGACCUUCAAACCAAAGGAGCAAGAAGAAAAAGAGAAAUCUUACAGUAGAGUGUGUGCAGAAAGACUGAUUGAUCAACUUGCACAGCUGUGUCCAAACUUCUUUGCUUUGAUUGAAGAUGAAACCAAGAAAAGGAGCAUGCAAGCCAAGCUCAAGGAAAGUGAAGCUAGAGAAGAUGAAGAAAAUGAAGAACUUGAGGAAGAGGAGGGGGAUGAUAAAGUGAAAGACUGGAAAGAAGAUAAGCUAAUUCCUGAAGAAAGCCUUGCUUGCUUGUCAUAUAUAGUCCUGGCAGAGGGUCUUGGUCUUGAUCAAAUGCCUGCUGUCUACAACCAUAAGUUCAUGCUUAGAUUUCAUCUUCCCUUCAUCAAGUCAUUCUUGGAGGAUCAACACUCCAUUGUGAAACUGAAAGGAGUUCUCCUGUUGGAGAAACUCAUGUUUGUCAUACCGCCCAUGUCUUUUACACAUUACGAACUGGAUAAUGAUUUCUACAAGGACAUUCUCAAUCUACUCAUUUCCACUAUGACGCAUUGCCAGAACAAAGACAUUCGCAAAUCAUGUGUUCCGAUUUUUUCAAAUUUCUUUGGCAUGUUUAGUCUUCAAGGCAGACAUCGUCUGUACGAAACUGUGUUCAACACUUGCAAACACUCUGGAGUUGUGGGCCACACCUUGAGUUUGUAUAAAGAACAAGUCGAUUCCCUUCUAAAGAAAGGAGAAGGUCCAGACAAUAUCUUUCUAGGGAAAAAUCUCAUUCGAGUAUUCAAACUUGUGUCGGUUAUACCAGAUGGAGUCACAACAGAUUUGUUGGAAAAUUCAGACAGGAUUCUUUCAGUGUUGAACUUUGUCCGAUAUUUAGUCCUGAGAGAUAAACCUGCUGAAAAUCAAACCGGGUUUUGGGAACUCUAUCCCAAUCUGGACAAAGAGUUCUUCGAGCCUCUCCGACAAGCAAUAAUUCUGUCUAAAGGUCACUACAAUUUGGAUCUAGAAGAUGUGAGGAAAGGGAAUCCCUUACCCACAGAGAACACAGAGUUCAGUGUGAAUGUUGGGGGAGAGAGACUGGGGCCUGUGUCCAGGGAACAGCAGAUUCAGGUCAUUGAGUCCGCACUCAACACGUUCGACAUGAUGGACAGUAUACUCAGUCGAACCAUCGAGUUGGCUGACGCUCAGAAAAGAAGUGUGAAAGCCAAUUAAGCUGAUAGUAAAUGAACUCUUUGAUAUUGGAUACAAUUAAACAUGCUUAAUUUACUUUGAAAUUAUGGUAUUGCAUUAUUGACAUAUAUUAACAUGAUUCAAAAAAAUUUAAUUGUUGUGUGAAAAUGUACAUGUAAUAAAGCAAAAAAGUUUAUUUCUGUGUAUCAAACAAUUCCUUUAAACAAAGAACAACUACU
Molecule: messenger RNA, 2189 nt
Organism: Magallana angulata
Lineage: Eukaryota; Metazoa; Mollusca; Bivalvia; Ostreida; Ostreidae
Product: ubiquinone biosynthesis protein COQ9, mitochondrial-like
Exons: 2
Coding region: 136-1992 (618 amino acids)
Biological process (GO): ubiquinone biosynthetic process
Cellular component (GO): cytoplasm; mitochondrial inner membrane
Molecular function (GO): ubiquitin-protein transferase inhibitor activity; lipid binding
Source: RefSeq, a predicted model, not a curated record